This is a messenger RNA of Trichomycterus rosablanca, 4657 nucleotides long. It is a transcript of the gene fmnl1a, whose product is annotated as formin-like 1a. Gene Ontology annotation, cellular component: cytosol. The transcript has 25 exons. Gene Ontology annotation, biological process: regulation of cell shape; cell migration; cortical actin cytoskeleton organization. The coding region runs from base 119 to 3493 and encodes 1124 amino acids. The record is from RefSeq and is a predicted model, not a curated record. Gene Ontology annotation, molecular function: actin filament binding; small GTPase binding. NCBI's taxonomy places the organism in Eukaryota, Metazoa, Chordata, Actinopteri, Siluriformes, Trichomycteridae.
UAACAGAUCAAGUUGAACAGACUGCAACAGGCCGAAAGCCUGGAACUCUGGACAUCGUGGCUGGUUGGUAACUGGAGCCUGUUCAGUCGGGACCCUGGAAUUCCUACGCAAGGUUGUAAUGGGUAAUGCGGUGGGUGGCGUGGAACAGGCGGAGGGCUCUGAGCCCAGCCCUUUCCAGGGCACCAUGAAGAAAAAGACGGCCCCUCCCAAACUGCCAAUGCCCCCUGAGGAUGAGCUACAAGAGCGCUUCAACGUGGUGCUGAGCACCAUGAACUUACCUCCUGAUAAGAUGACACUUCUGAGUCAAUACGACAACGAGAAGAAAUGGGAACUGGUCUGUGAUCAGGAGCGUUUCCAGGUGAAGAACCCUCCAUCAGCCUAUCUGAAUAAGAUCAGGAGUUUCUACCAGGACCAAGGAGGAGUGACACGCAGGGUUGGUUCUCACUCAUCUAUUAUUUCUUACACAUUUAUUAUAGUCGCAAUCUUUAAAAAACGUAACAUACUUACACUAAUGUAUUCUCAACAGUUUAAGAAGCGUAUUCAGGAGUCCACUCAGGUUCUGAGAGAGCUGGAGAUCUCCCUGAGGACCAAUCACAUUGGAUGGGCUCAGGAGUUUUUGAAUGAAGAGAAUCAGGGAUUGGAUGUGCUGGUGGAUUAUCUGUCCUAUGCUCAAAGCGAUGCACCGUUUGAGACGGAGGCGGUGGAGAAUGGAGGUUCUGUUACAGACAACAGGAAGAUGUCCGAGAGAUCGAUGGAGGAUCUUACAAAGAACAACUCUAUCUCAACAGCGCAUGGCAUGACCCGGGCUGCCCGUGCCUUCACAGUCCGGCUGAGCAACCUAGCGCAGGGCAGAAGAUCUCUAAAACUUAAAGGCCAAAGAGACGACGUCCAUCUCUGCAUCAUGUGCCUGAGAGCUAUCAUGAAUUAUCAGUCUGGCUUUAACCUUGUAAUGAGCCACCCUCGCUGUGUUAAUGAAAUCACACUCAGCCUCAAUAACAGGAACCCCAGGACAAAGGCUCUCGUACUGGAACUACUGGCCGCUGUGUGUCUGGUAAGAGGAGGACAUGACAUCAUCAUCUCUGCAUUCGACAACUUUAAAGAAGUGAGUGGAGAGAGGAACAGAUUUGAGAAGCUGAUGGAGUAUUUUAAAAGUGACGACAGCAACAUUGAUUUCAUGGUGGCUUGUAUGCAGUUCAUAAAUAUCGUGGUUCACUCAGUGGAACACAUGAACUUCAGGGUGCAUCUACAGUACGAGUUCACACAGCUCGGCCUAGAUCAGUAUUUAGAGAGUCUAAAGAUGACGGAAAGCGAGAAGCUGCAGGUUCAGAUUCAGGCUUAUCUAGAUAACGUGUUUGAUGUUGGAGCUCUGCUGGAGGACGCCGAGAAUAAAGGAGGAAUUGUGGAGCAUCUGGAGGAGUUAGAGGAUCUCAAUGCACAGCUAAGUGCUAAGCUACAGGAGUAUGAUAAAGAAAUGGAGAAAGUGGCUGAGCUGGAAAAGCAGCUCAUGCAGGCCACUAAAGAAUCAGCGAUACUCAAGGAGAGUUUGCGGGAGUCCUGUGCUCAGGUCAGCACUUUGCAGCAGCGUGAACGUGAGCGAGAGAUCCAGAGAGAGCGAGAGAAGGAACUGGAGCGAAUGUCCCAUCCGUCUAACGCAGGAGUCACGAUGUCCAGCAGGGAGGACGAGAGUCAGAGGGAUUCCAGGCUGCAGCAAAAACUGAGGGAGCUACAGGAUAAGGGGUUGGUGCGGUUAGAGAAGACAGCAUCGGGCUCUCUGGACAUUGAAGUUGUCCCUGUUACCAUUGUGCAGACCGUCACUGUUCCUGUCACUAAAACAGUAACAGACUCAGGACCUUCAGGAGCUCCUCCUCCUCCUCCUCCUCCACUACCUGGGGAAACUCUGGGUGCUGCACCACCACCACCACCUCCUCCUCCUCCACCUCCUCCGGGCUGUGAUUUUGUACCGCCUCCUCCUCCUCCUCCACCUCCAGGUUGUGAUGCUAUACCGCCUCCUCCUCCACCCCCAGGUGGAGGCCCACCCCCUCCUCCACCUCCACCUGGCUUUGGACCACCUCCCCCUCCAGGAGCUCCUCCUGCAGGAACUCCAGGGGCUGAAACAGGUGUUAAGGCCCGUAAGCCGAUCCAGACCAAGUUCCGCAUGCCUCAGCUCAACUGGCAGGCGCUAAAAUCCAACCAGGUGGAAGGAACGGUUUUCAAAGAACUGGACGAUGAACAUGUGUUAGAGGAGCUGAAUAUGGAUUUGUUUGCGGAGCAGUUUAAGACGAAGGCUCAGGGCGCCCUGGCAAAUCUUUCUAAGAUAAAGGUUAAAGCUCAGAAAGCUCCCACUAAAGUCUCUCUACUAGAGGCCAACAAAGCCAAGAACCUCGCCAUCACCCUGCGCAAAGCUGGCAUGAGUCCUGCUCAAAUCUGCACCGCCAUCGAAACUUACGAUCAGCAGGCUCUGAGUCUGGACUUCCUGGAGCUCCUCGAGCGCUUCAUCCCAUCUGAUUACGAGAUGAAGCUUCUGCAGAACUAUGAGAAGGAGGGACGUCCCCUAGAGGACCUGACCGAGGAGGAUCGAUUCAUCAUGCAUUUUGGCAAAAUCCCACGGCUGGCUCAGAGGAUCAACACGCUCACCUUUAUGGGGAACUUCCCUGAGAUGGUCAAACGCCUGCAGCCGCAACUGGACUCCAUCAUUGCAGCCUCCACGUCCCUCAAGUCCUCCAGCAAGCUGAAAAAAAUGUUAGAGAUCGUCCUGGCUUUUGGUAACUACAUGAACAGCAGUAAAAGAGGGACAGCACAAGGUUUCCGCCUGCAGAGUCUCGAUCUGCUGUUGGACACAAAAUCUACGGAUCGCUCUCAGACUUUGAUGCACUUCAUAGCCAACAUGGUGGAGGAAAAAUACCCCGAACUGACCUCCUUCCACACCGAGCUACGCUUUGUGGACAAGGCUGCACUUGUGUCUCUGGACGGCGUGCUGCAGGACGUAAGAUCUUUAGAAAGAGGGAUGGAAGGAACCAAGAAGGAGUUCCUGGUGCAGGAUGACAUCGCAGCCCUAAAAGAGUUCGUCAAGGUCAACAGCGAGCUGCUGGACUCACUGGUCAGAGAUGGCAAGACAGCGCAGGAGGCGUACAUCUCAGUGGUUGAGUAUUUCGGAGAGAACCCGAAGACCACCCAGCCCUCCAUGUUCUUCCCUUUGUUUGUCAGAUUCAUUAAAGCCUACAAGCAAGCUGAGAAAGAUAACGAACAAAAGAAGAAACAGGAGAUUGCAGCCGAAGAACAGGCAACAUCCUCACCGAAAAAGAAAGAAACCACACCACAGAAGGGUCCCAUGAUGCCCAAGAUGCCUCAGAUGGACCUGAUAGCGGAGCUGAAGAAGAGGCAGGUGAAGCCACAGGUGACAGAUGGAGCCAUCGAGGACAUCAUAACAGACUUGAGAAACUCACCGUACAGGAGAGCAGACGGACGAAGAGCAGCACAGCGUCAGGAAAACUAACGUCUUCAUACAUGUCCUGAUCUUCAUACAUUCAUUUAAACAGUGUUAUUUUUUUUUUUAAAUAAUCAUACUGUAUCACAGCAAAGACACACAAACAUUUAACACAUUUCAAAACCACACGUUAUAUGGUGCCAGAACUGGAAAUAAGGGGGGGUCCAAACUAUUAAAAAAGGUCGAUGUGGCUUCAGGCUUUUAUAGCAGGCAGGCAGGAGCUUUACCUGUCAAAUCAUCAGUCAACUAAUCAAACAAAACAAAUCAGGGAAACUCCUGCUUGGAUGAUCCACCAGAUCUCUUUUUGAAAAAGAUUGGACACCCCUGUGACAUACAGUCAAACAUUUCCUCACACUUGUAAAAGACGUGUGUGUUGUAGUAAGUGCUGCUUCCUCUGCAGCUACACCAGCCUCCACUCUCCCGGGAUGGCUUUUUACACUCUAAGAUUUUGGAGUGUACCUAUGGGGUUUUGUGCCCAUUUGUGUAGUCAGACUCACAAUCAAUGUCCCCCAAAGGGGGAAUUUUAUUAAGGUUAACGUCAAAGCUCUGUUCAGGUCACUCAAGUUCCUCUCCUUGGUUCUCUCUUUGAUCAUGCUGGAACAGGAGAGGGCCUUCCCUAAACUGGUGCUACAAAGCUGGAAGCAUGUAACUGAUUUUAUACAUUAAUUAGACAUGAGUGUGGCUGAAAAUAUUAAACCGAACUGAACAAUUAGGAUGGGUGUCAACAUACGUCUGGCCAUAUAAUGUGCAUGGCCCAGUCAAGUGUAUGGAAAUGUUUGACUUUAAUUGUACAUACUACACACAUACACUAAGACACACACACACACACCAUGCACACACACACACACACACACCAUACAAGCACUCACAUACUGUUAUAAUUCUUUUUUCAUGAUAAAUAUUAUUGUUAUUAUAUCAGCAUCAGUUAUAGCAGCUGUAUAUAAAGCCUAAGUCCAGAUCAGGAAACAUGUAUAUCAUCAUAUUUGCUACGUAGAUCCUGAAGUAUAAUGUGCUUUUUUUAUUUGGUUCUUACUGCAAAAUGAUUUGUAUAAAACAUUUAAAACAGCAGUGUAGUUGAUGGUGUUUGUAAAAGAACACAGUGUAAGACAUUUAAAGUCUUCUGUGUAAAUCAGUUUUAAGGUUUUUUGUCUUUUUGAUGUGGAAUAAAGAUCU